Molecule: messenger RNA, 324 nt
Organism: Ilex paraguariensis (yerba mate)
Lineage: Eukaryota; Viridiplantae; Streptophyta; Magnoliopsida; Aquifoliales; Aquifoliaceae
Source: the annotation of a GenBank genome assembly
AUGAUGCUUCACGACGUACUGGAUUACCCUUUCAUUCAACUUAAGCUAAUUGCAUCAGUUUUACUUGAUCUUUUGAGCAUCAAAAUGUCAAGUUCAAACACCAUGGCUGUUUCAUUGUUGAUCCUUUCCAUUUUAUCUGCUCAUAUGAUCAGCUCCACGGCAGCUAGUUAUCGCGGGCUCGGGAUUAUGGAGAAAAGGAUCAAUAGCAGACAGGUUCUAAGUGAAUUGGUCUUGAAUUUUUCAAAGAUGAAGCAAAGUAAUAGGAGGGAAAUGAAAAGUACAGAUAGAGAAACACCCGAAGGACCUGAUCCACAGCAUCACUAG